GCCACCGGGCACCAGUUGAUUAGCUGCUCCCGACGUGGCAGCGGCGCCGCUCCUGCUCGCUGCCCGACCUAGAGAAAGCGCUCGACGGCGAUCGGCGAGAGAGCCCCGCGGGGAGCGUGGCUUUAGUGGACUUUGCGGUGCGGCUGACGGCUGCGUGACGUGGAAAGCGAGCCGGCAGACGACAGCAGCGUGGGAAGAGAGGGAGAGACGUGUCAGCACAAGGCGGCGGACGCCGGGUCGCCCGCAGGGCAGAAGCGUGUUGCCUCGGCGGACAGUGCUGUUUCGACACACGCCACUGUGGCGCGCUAAUAGACGGGGGCUUACAGGCAAGGCAUUCCAGGGCCACGAUGAGCGCGGUGCGCCCCAGUCCGCUGAACGGCAGCCGCCUGCGUGAGGCUGUCCGCCAAGGUGCCGUCCUGAGUCCGCCUCUGACGCCCGUUUUCGCCGACAUCGGCGCCGCGCCUCGCAGGGGUGGAGUCAGCCCCAGAGCCGGGGUGGGCCGCCGGUUCGCCUCGGACACGUGUCUGGCCGUGCUGCCGAACCGCGCGCCCGUGUACAGGCACCCGCUGAGCGCCGCGCCACCGCAGCCGCUGAUCUCACCGCAGCAGCAGGCGCGUCGUCAGCAGCAGCAGCAGCAGCAGCAGCAGCAACAGCAGCAGCAGCAGCAGCAGCAGCAGCAACAGCAGCAGCCGCGUGGAACUAGACGCAGGCUGUUUGACGUCAGAGACAGCGGUCAAGAGCUGGAACUGGCAGCCAACGCGUCCAAGAUGAACUCCACGGAGGCGGAGAAGAACCUGUGGAAGCCGCACGUCGGUGUUAGCGAGGCCGCGGAGAAAUGUUUCCCGAAGAGCAACAGCACCACGACGUGUGGUAUAGAAAACGUGCGGGCGUACAGUAGUAAAGGUAUUGACUUCUUCUGCCGCGUGCAGAACCUCGAGCAAAAGAGUCUCCUCGAAUGCAACGCCGACUACAAGCCGGACGCGCGCAACAAGCUGCUGGGCUCGCCCACCAGCCAGCGGAGUCAAGACUCUGGCUUCUCCGACUCGGGCGAGUCCAACUAUGACUCCCAGAGCGACGACCACAAGCGUGAGCGGCGCGUUCGCUUCGAGAAGCGGUCGUUCGCGCGGACUCUCUCCAAGAUUAUGCGCGGCGCCAGCGCGUCGGGUCGCGCGGCGAAGUGCGCGAGCGCGACCCCCCUGGCGACGCCCGCCGGCCCGCCGGCGAGCCAGGAGUCCUCGACGCUCCCCCGACCGCGGCCGCGGGCCGGCCACACGCCCAAAUCGUCGCGCUUCUCGCACUCCAGCCUGCAGGUGGUGGAGGAGUACAAGCGGCUGGGCGCCGUCUCCGCCAGUUGCCAGGACCUGGCGCUGGCUGGCCGCGCCGGCCCGCUCACCUCCAGCCCCGUGCGCGCCGACCACGUGCUCGAGUGCUCGGCCAUCGAGCGCGAGCUGGACUCGAUCCUCGAGCGCGCCGAGCUACCCGACACGCAGCACGUGACCGUCCGGCCACGGCCCUCGCUCAACGACACCACCAUCGACUUUUCGCCGCGCCUGCAGGCGGCAGCCGACCUGCAGGCGCGCCGCUUCUGCAGUCUGCCCCGCGAGCAGGCGGCCCGGCCCGACCCCACCAUCCGGAUCGACGACGCCCCCACCUAG
This is a messenger RNA of Pollicipes pollicipes, 1655 nucleotides long. Its product is annotated as myb-like protein AA. Gene Ontology annotation, molecular function: sequence-specific DNA binding. The record is from RefSeq and is a predicted model, not a curated record. Gene Ontology annotation, biological process: regulation of gene expression. Lineage: Eukaryota; Metazoa; Arthropoda; Thecostraca; Pollicipedomorpha; Pollicipedidae. The transcript has 4 exons. Bases 348 to 1655 code for a protein of 435 amino acids. Gene Ontology annotation, cellular component: nucleus.